AUGUUGGAUGACUUGCAGAUCAACGCGGACAGGAUUCCGCUCUACAAACUCAUCCUCCAUGUCACCCAGAUUGCCUUCUCUUUUGUGGCCUGGGUCUUGGCUAUUGUCGUGUUCCGCGCCAAGGACUCGUCCGUCAGUGGCCCGAACGGAUGGGCAUUUGCUGUGUGCUUCCUCUCAAUACCAGCAUGGAUCUACCUGAUUGGCGCGCCGCGCUUCCCCCGGACACGGCGCUUUGCCGAACCUCAUGUCAUGGUCGCCAUCGACUCACUCUACACAAUCCUCUGGCUGUCGGCCUUUGCUGCACAGGCCUCCUUCAACUCGGCUGGCAAGUGCGGUGACGGCUGCGGCGCCAGUAAGGCCGUCGUAGCUCUCGGUGUCUUCAACACCUCCAGCAUCUUCUUUGGCAUCACGACAUUCCUGAGCAUUUAUUCUCUCAAGUACUACCAGAUGAACGGCCACCUGCCCGGCUAUGAGACUACCGGCGCCAAGGGCGGCCAGAACAUCGACCCCGACAUGGCCGCCUUCUCGACUGCCCCGCAUGACGAGGAACCCUACGCCCGCAUCAACAACAUGGACCCCGACUACGAUCACAACGACUACCAGAGUGACAUGGGCGGCUACGGCGGCGGCUCAACGGUUGGCGGGGGUGGCAGCAGCUACGCCAACGCCGGUAGCCACAUGGACACCACCUACCUGGGUGGUGGCAACGUCUCGCAUUCUGACAACCCCUUUGACGACAACCACGGCCUGCGCCCUGCUGCGAGCUCGGCGUCAUUAGGCACCUCUGCCCACUCGGGCUAUGCGCCGCCCACGGUGCACGACACCUACGACGAUACCCGCCCUGUGCACUUCCCCGAUGCUAACUACGAUCACCACUAA
Messenger RNA from Sporothrix schenckii 1099-18, 879 nucleotides. Its product is annotated as chaperone-binding protein. Gene Ontology annotation, cellular component: membrane. The transcript is spliced from 3 exons. Bases 1 to 879 code for a protein of 292 amino acids. NCBI's taxonomy places the organism in Eukaryota, Fungi, Ascomycota, Sordariomycetes, Ophiostomatales, Ophiostomataceae. The record is from RefSeq and is a predicted model, not a curated record.